Molecule: messenger RNA, 1836 nt
Organism: Vicia villosa (hairy vetch)
Lineage: Eukaryota; Viridiplantae; Streptophyta; Magnoliopsida; Fabales; Fabaceae
Exons: 2
Coding region: 851-1576 (241 amino acids)
Source: RefSeq, a predicted model, not a curated record
AUGUUUUGGUGUUAAUUGGUUAGAAAUAAUGUUAAGUUACAUUUGGGCCAAAAUUGGAAUUAAUGAGAGUUAAGUGGGUGAAAAUGAGAAGUAGGGAAAUAAAAAGAGAUAUAGAGAAGUAGAAGACAUGUUGUCUUAGAAUAGAAGAGAAAAAGAGAUAUUUUGGAGAGAAAGAAGAAAGAAAGCUAGGUUGAAGAGAAAGAGGGAAAUUUGUGGAUUUUGGUAGAAAAGCUUUGCAAACAAGAUCAAAGGUACGAAAGGUAGCGGUGUUGCUAGCAAGAAUUAGUCGGAGAUACUAAUCUUUUUAUUUUGUCAUGGCUAGAUAGUGUAUAGUGCUCUGGUCGUGUAACACUUGGGGUAGACUAAUUGAACAUGUAUUUUGUGUACAGAGAUGUGAUGUAAAUCUCUUGUGCUUUUGAUGUUGUUUCAUAUGAUGUAUAGUGGCUUAGUGCCUAAGACUAUAUUUUGUGAAUGUUGAAGUAUGUAAUUCUUCAUUCUUUAUCAUAUAUGAAAUGUGUGUUUGAUAUCCGCUGCGAGAAUGCAAAUAUGAUAUAUGUUUUCAAAUAGGUGUUAUAACAUGACCAUUGCAUGACAGGUUUUAAAUUUUGUAUGAAAAUAAGUGUGAUGCCCUCUGAAUGCAUUCUUUAUUUAAUUACUCUGUUUGGAUAUUCAUUUAUCUUAUUAAUUGGGGUUUAGAAAAAGGGGGUGUUACAUAGUGGUAUCAGAGCACAGUCGGUCAGUUUGAGUCAGGAUAUUAACUAUGUUUAAUUCCUUUGUUUGAUUUAUGUAUCUGACAUAAUCAAUCUUGUUCUUUUGAUGUGAAUUGUCUAUUGCUUGGAAAAGCAGGACGAUGGCUGGAAGAAACGAUGCUGCACUAGCUACUGCAUUGAUGCAGUUUGCUGGUGCGAUUCCUCAGAUGCUUGCUGGGAAUCGUGAGGGUAAUGAAUUCCGUCCUUUGGAGAAGUUCCAGUUGAACCAUCCUCCAACUUUUGAGGGUACUCAUGAACCUGACAAGGCUCAAUUGUGGUUGAAGGAAAUUGAGAAAAUCUUUCGGGUUAUGAACUGUACUGAUGCUCAGAAAGUGCAGUUCGGUACUCACAAGCUAGAGAAGGAGGCGGAAGAUUGGUGGAACAAUACUGCUCAGAGGUUUUGUGAUGAUGGAACGGUUGUCACUUGGGAAAUUUUCCAUGAGGCUUUUCUGGAGAAAUAUUUUCCCGAAGAUGUUCGUGGGAAAAAGGAAGUUGAAUUCUUAGAGUUGAAGCAGGGUAACGGUACUGUUGCUGUGUAUGCUGCAAAGUUUGAGGAGCUAAUCAAAUUUUGUCCUCACUACAACACUACUAAUGCUGAGAAGUCUAAAUGCUUGAAGUUUGUGAACGGUUUGAGGCCGGACAUUAAGAAAGCUAUAAGUUACCAACAAAUCGCUCGAUUUUCUGAGUUGGUGAACAAGAGCCGAAUCUAUGAUGAAGAUAGUCGUGAUAGUACGGCUUACUUUAAGUCAUUGAAUGAGAAGGGAAUUUUCGUGGAAAACCUUAUGAUGGGAAAGGGAAGCAGAAAAUGGGUUUUGGCAAGAAACUAAGUGGGGGAGAAGCUCGUACUUCGAACAGGUGUUUCAAGUGUGGUGAAGAAGGUCACCGUAUUGCUAAUUGUCCUAGUGUGGAGAGGAAGUGUCAUAAGUGUGGCAACAUGGGUCACACGGCUAAUGAGUGUAGAGUUGGUUCUAAUGUGACUUGCUACAAUUGUGGUGAGAAAGGUCACAUUAGUACUAAGUGUGACAAGCCAAAGAAAGAACAAGCCAAAGGGAAGGUGUUUGCAUUGACUGGUGCUGAGACUUCAGCA